AUGGAUGCAAUCUGCUCUACCAAUGAUCGUGCGAAUCGACUCUCUGCACUAGCUCAAGCCGCAGAUUGUCUCGCCAAAGCAGCUGCCACACUGUCGGAAGCUGCACGAGCGGCGGCAGAAACCUUUUCAUCUGAACUAGCUAUUUUAACGUCUGAUGUAGAGAAUAUAAUUAUAUCUGAUGGCAACGAAGAACCUCCUGGAAUUGUCUCUGCGGAGCCCGCAAACAACCAAGCCUUGGCUACUACCGUUGAUCCAUGCUCCUCGGGCCCAAUGACCAUCGAUCAACUGCGAUUCGACCCAGCCCGACCGCCCCCUGCAUCUUUAAUAACUGACGAAAUCGAAACAGUGGCAGGCUUGGCUUACCGCAUUUUGGUCGAUCAAGAGGCUGACGUCUUGUUAUUCGUUUGUGCACUCAUCCGGAAUCGACGAAAGGUGAUCUGCUACAUGAAUUGCAGCAUCCCCACAUUCCAUAUGUAUAAGAAGCUCAUAAAUGACGUAACCAAAACUGCCGUAUAUACCAUCACGAAGAUUACGACUACAGAAAUAACCGAAGUAGGACAAAAGUUUCUUGAAGCAGAACGGUCCAUUUUACUGUUGCCCGAGACAAUCACUCCGAGCAUUGAAAUCGACGACGUCGAUUCGUGGGUGGUUCACGUGGGAUGGCCAGCUGACGAACAGCGAUACGAGGACCAGAGAUUGAUUCACCAAGCUCAGAAUAGCAUAAUUGUUGCGUACUCGGGAGACGAAGAGCUACACCCUGCUGGUGCUGCUAUCAUGUGGCAGAGCCAGGCAUGGCCUGGAGAUGCCGAUUCGUUCAGAGCAUCAGUUGCUUUAUUACGACCGAUAUUUAACCAAAGCCUAGCAUUGAUUCCAGCGGAAAUGAAGGCCAAAGUAUAUCCUGACUGGAUAAGCUGCCACGGCUCCCGAGGCCAUCGAUAUGUGAAAUCUUGGGAUGCCACCACACUUAUAACAAACGCCAAUUCUUUUAUGUCAGAUGUGUUAAAAUACCAGGCGCUUUCUCUUCCAGAGGUUUCGCAUGGAUUUGUGACACACCACGGCCUUCAAUCGGCCAUGAUGGAGGGAAUACUUCUGGUCAAGUCUCCCGGUUCAGGUGUCAACCAUAUAUCUUCAUUACCAAAAAACGACUGGGUACCGAGCGAUUCUACCCGGUCCGAAGGAUCAGGCCGGGCAUCAACUAGUACUCCCUGGGGAGUAGAAUCAACUCCCGUGUUGGCCCCUCCGAUCUCUAACAAGCAAGCAAACAAAAAGCCUCGUAUUAAUCGUCCAGAUUCUUCGGGCGAUGCUUCGGUCGUUUCUACGACGCCAGCACGCACUUCUCAACCGAGGUUUGGAAUGGCCAAGCAGCAUGCAGCUGACUUCAGCUCUAGGAAGAACGCCUUUAAACCAAUGCUGGGAAAUACCUACUUUGCCGUUGAGGAGGAAUUCGAUGCUAUUCCACUGAUGUGCUUUCUGGCCGAGAUGUGUGGGUCUGGUUCAAAGAAGGUUAUUCUUUUCCUGGAUAUUUCCGGGUGUCAUUUUCAGUAUCAGAAACUGAUUGCGCUCAUUACUCAAUGGACUGUAUUUGUGGCUGAUCGACCGGAAACUAUUCAGUCCACAGAAGAUGCCGCCUCGAGAUUUAUAAAAUCACAAGGCUCUGCGGUCCUCUUACUUCCGUUUAAGAUACAAACUCCACCGUCAUCCCUCGGGAAUGUGCAUCUGGACCACUGCAUUUACUGGGGAUCUACACUGGAUGGAUUUGUUCCGCUUGCUCAAGCCAAGAGGCAUAGCGCUUCACUGAGAUGCUCGUCCACUAGCAUUAUCAUGACCGUGGCUCAAAGGGACAAGAUCAAUUCUAUUCUGAACAACUCUAACUUCAGAGCCCAUCCGAGCUCUGCUGAUUUAAUGCACCGGGAAGACAGCAUUUGGCUCUCUGAUUCGCGAAAAGCGACUAAAUCGAUCUUGUCGAGUGACCGAGAAUUGGUCACAGAGCUCUACGAGGGACACCUUAAAACCCUCGCAAGGACGUCGAGCGGGGUGCUGGGAGCUCAAGAAAUUGCCAGUAGAAUCAACAAGUUUACCGCAAGCGUUCUACUGUCCGGUAGUGUAGAAGACGGAAGCAAUAAACAUCCUCCGAUAGCCCCUAGGUUAGUAACCUCAAUGGCGAUCGUUAGUAAAUACAACCUGCAGGCAGCGGUUGACGCUGGAAUGCUGUAUGUUUGGUAA
This is a messenger RNA of Rhizoctonia solani, 2223 nucleotides long. RefSeq lists its product as uncharacterized. NCBI's taxonomy places the organism in Eukaryota, Fungi, Basidiomycota, Agaricomycetes, Cantharellales, Ceratobasidiaceae. The record is from RefSeq and is a predicted model, not a curated record. The transcript is spliced from 11 exons. Bases 1 to 2223 code for a protein of 740 amino acids.